Molecule: messenger RNA, 891 nt
Organism: Naegleria fowleri
Lineage: Eukaryota; Heterolobosea; Eutetramitea; Acrasida; Naegleriidae
Exons: 1
Coding region: 1-891 (296 amino acids)
Source: RefSeq, a predicted model, not a curated record
AUGAAACUCUCCAAUCUAUUUGCUUGUUUUUUAGCAGCUCCCUCUCCCAAUACACUCACUGCCAAGAAACAUCCAGCCAUUGCCAUAAAACCUGUCACUUCCAAAACAGAUCCCUUUCAACAACAACAACAUCAACAUGGAAGUGAUGACAGCUCGAUGAUUCCCAACGUGGAUGGUGGUUCUACAACAAAUUCCCGUUCGAGUAGUAGUAGUCAAAAUUUCAAAAAGACUCGAUCUUGGAGGUUUUCAUUCCGGAGGAGAAUCUCAACUUCUCCUUCUUCCGAUGAUGCUCCAAAAUGUCAAUAUGGAUCUUGUGAACAUCAUGGUGAUCAUCAUCACAUCGAUGUGGCAGCCACUGAUUCCAAUUUCCAACAACAACAACAACAUCCUCUUCAAAUGAUCUCCUCGAAAAGUACAAAAUCUCUUCCAACUGUCUCGAAUAAGAGUCGAAGUCGAGCAAAGAGUAAAUCGACAGGAUCCUUAAUGAGCACCACCAACAUCACUAACACUGUCACUGCCACUACUACCAACACUACCAACAUGCCCUACAAACCCAAUGUCGUGAUUGUCCCUGCACUUUUACAACAACCACAACAAAUUUCACAUCACUUGUCUCAACAACAUUCUAAAAAGAGACCUCCCAAACAGAGUUUCAAAUCGACAGGUAGCAUUUCACACAAGAGUGCCAAACUCAAUCUCACACUCUCGACGAUACCUCCACUUGCUGUUCAACCAGCCAAUCGAAGACGACCGCCUGGUCAAAGUCAAUUCACUUUUGAGGAACAUACUUCACAACACUUUUCGAAACGACAUGUGAAUGAAACAUUUAUGGAUUGGAUACAAACAACGCCCUAUUUUGCAAAGAUUGAGGAAAAUUUGAAAAAGAAAUAA